Molecule: messenger RNA, 1848 nt
Organism: Penicillium macrosclerotiorum
Lineage: Eukaryota; Fungi; Ascomycota; Eurotiomycetes; Eurotiales; Aspergillaceae
Exons: 2
Coding region: 1-1848 (615 amino acids)
Source: RefSeq, a predicted model, not a curated record
AUGGGGACGCAGAGCCCAUUCCUGCGUGGCUUCGGCCUUCUCUGGGUGUUGUGCAGUAGGGGAGUGCUUGCUAAUAGUCCCUUCGGUAUGACUUGGUCCUCCAAAAGCUUCGGACCCGAUGGCCCUUGGCGUGCCGUGCAGAUCUCAAUGGGAGGAAAUGACACCGUGCUCGAUUUGUACCCAGGAGCCUCCUGGGAAAGCAAAAUUCUGCUGACAUCGAUAUGCGACAACACAACGGUAUCAUCAUACUGCUACGGAGAUGAGGCUGGUCUCUUUAAUCCUGAUGACUCGGCGACUUAUGAUGACUCUUCCAUUUCCUUGGCACCCGACGGAGACUGGUCAAACACGCAAUUCGGUGCCACUAACGCUGUUCCUGUCUAUUCUGAAGCUCAUAGGGCUCUAGACUCGAUCGACGUUGGUGGGCAGGUUGCGGAGGAUGUGGAUUUGAUUGCUAUCAGCGACGGGUACCAAAUCUACCCCAGUGGGAAGAACUAUCCUCUGGAAGUAGGCACCCUUUCACUGGGAGCUCAAGAUAUCAACCAAACAUUUACAACGUACAGCACACCGAUCAAUGGUACCUUCAUUACAAGCUACCUCUACGAACAAAAUCUUAUCCCCUCGUAUUCAUAUGGAAUGCACAUUGGAUCGGUCUCAAUGGAUAUCCCUAGCUCACUUUGGCUUGGAGGUUACGACAAAUCCCGCCCUAUUGGAGACAUCUCAACCCAGCCAACUAACGGUGGAACCCUGCCUAUUGAGUUGAUUGACAUUACUCUCGGCGUUGCGGAGGGGAGUUCGCCUUGGAGCUCAUCCAACAUUACCGGCCUGUUGGCGAAAGGCAACUCCUCCCUGAAUGCGGGACAGACUAUCAAAGUCAGUCCAGUCGACCCCUAUAUUUAUUUAGCGUCAAGCUCGUGUCAAGCUAUCGCUUCCCACCUCCCAGUCACCUACAACUCGGAUACAGGCCUUUACUAUUGGAAUACGAAGGAUUCUCAAUACACGGAUAUUGUGACUUCGCCCAGUUAUCUCGGUUUCAAAUUUCAGUUGAAUGGAGUAAACACCGCAUACCUUACUGUCAAGGUUCCCUUUUCUCUCCUCAACCUUACUCUCACAGACCCUCUUGUUUCCGAGACGACGCAAUACUUCCCUUGCAUGGGCACCGAUUCUGAUCCAGCUCUGGGGCGUGCCUUCUUACAAGCCGCAUUUGUUGGGGUUCACUGGGGUCAACGUGAAUGGGUUUUAUCUCAGGCACCUGGGCCGGACGCCUCUUUCAUUGAGAAUAUUGUGAGCAUAGACGAGGACUCGCUCGAUGUGUCAGCAUCCGGAAAUAGCUGGGAGGGUACUUGGUCCAACUCAUGGACGCCACUUUCUGCGAAAAGCUCAUCCAAUUCAUCUUCUGGCUCUAGUUCAGGCUCUAGUUCAGGCUCUAGCUCAGGCUCUUCAAGCUCAAACGACGGUAGCUCUAGUGGUCUAUCUACCGGAGCCAAGGCAGGGAUAGGAGUUGGCUGUGCUGUCGCAGGCUUGGCCAUCAUUGGGUUGGCUGCCUGGCUUAUACGUCGUCGCAAUCAUCAUAAUAAGGAAGCUAAGCUCGAAGGCGGUACUGGGUAUGUCACAGCCUCUGCCCUUCCUCCUUCGCAGGUGGUGCCGGUAGAGAUUGCAAGCAGCUCGACAGGGCCUUCUCGUGGAUUGGACUACGACCAGGGCUUGAAGUAUACACAAGGUUCUACGGUUGCCUCGCAAAAUGGAUCUUCGGUGAUCCAGAUGAGCUCUGAACAUGGCCAAUCCAUUGUGGAGAUGCCGGACCAAAGCCAAGUUCCUCGACAUGGUGUUCAUGAGCUUGGACCACGUUAG